This is a messenger RNA of Porites evermanni, 4814 nucleotides long. Lineage: Eukaryota; Metazoa; Cnidaria; Anthozoa; Scleractinia; Poritidae. The record is from the annotation of a GenBank genome assembly.
AUGUUCCAAGCUCAUAGUCGGCUUCUUGCAUCUUGUGCAACCGUGAAAUCCUGUCCUCCGCAUGCUAUUGCUACUUCUGUUGCCAUGGCAACUGGUCAAGACGUUCAACGGUUGAGCCAUUUUGCCGCUCAAGUAAGUCUAAUUGAAGAGUUACAUGUAGUUGAAAGAGCGUUGAAUUUUAGUUGAGGCGCGUGUAGUGUAAUGCAUGUCUAGCCCAGUGAAGCAUUCAUAGGCGGUAACUACCUGGGUGUGAGCAAAAUCUUUCUUAUGACACGGGCCAGUUGCUAUCGAAAUAUCAUAUCAUUUGCCGUCGCGUUGUCAUUUGUAAAUCUGCCUUAUGGGUGGAAGGAACCAGAAAUUCGUUAAUAACUCCCUUAGCAUUGCUCGCAGGCUCAUUAUAAUAUCAUCCUCGCAGUCUGUUCUAAACAGAACAUUAUGGUUAGUGUCAUUGCUGUUCACUUAUGUGACAGGACACAUCAAGAACUAAGUUUCAAGACCAAACGGCUCAUAACAAAUAACGCCGCGGACGUGAUCAUGUGACUUUAUGCCCACCUCGAAUAUGUCAGAAUAACUUUGUCGAUGUUGGUUUUCAGAUGACCGAAUGCAGCAAACUUUUCCGCUGUCUGGGGGGAAAAUAUGGACAAUUGUACCGCUCCUCAUUCAAUGCGGACCCGGUCAGUCUGCAGAAUAUCGAAACGUAUCCUUUUAUUCAGCUUUUGUUCGAAAUGCUGUGAUUCUUGUUCCAUGUUUGAUUCCAAGCACUAAAUCUGAGUACAACGAAGUCCUUGAUGUAAGGAACCAUAUUCUUCGCCCCAGAAAGAGUUUCAAUAUAACGAAACCCCUUUAUAAACGAACACUUUUGCCAGUUCCGACCAGUUCCUUGGGCCUUAGCUCGCAAGCUCGCGAAAAAUCGUAAAUUUUACAGCUGCUUGCAAACCCGAGCAUAAGUGGGAGGCAGCGUGGCGGAGUGGUCAGUGCGCUGAACACCUGUUAUGGCUCCCUCUUUAUCAGGGUACGGGUAGAAUGUCUGUGAUUUUCUGUUUUUAUACUCUGCAUUUUUUUCCUGAAAAAGGUUAACUUAAAGAUGAUCAAUUAAAAUUCCUUGACAAGUUUCUCAGUCUUCAACAGAGCUGUUUAAUGAUUUCACACAGUAUUGAUGUCUUAAUGAAAACUUCUCAGCCAAGGUAAUACAAGUUAAUUUAGUCAUUUAAUGCGUGAUGUUCACAAGAGUGUAAUGUACUUUUCUCAGUUUGGUCCUGGACAACGUAUAUGUAGCUAAGCUGUUUUGAAGGUGAUAAGUCGUCCGGUGCUCUUCGUUACGUUACGUUUCGUGAUGUUGAGUAAUUUUACUUAAAGUUCCGUUGGGUUUCUCUACGUUGCGUUACGUUAUGUCACCGAGGCUUUACACGCAUGUUAGACCUCGGGAAGAUUUGUCUGUAUCUUCUGAGGGGCCCAUUAACGGGCAUCCAUAACAAUAUUUCUCGAGCUUAAAUUCAAUAUAUGUGCGAUUUUUAACAUGCUCAUCUGUAAACCUCUGAAGUUAUAUUUGGAUUUGUUUGUAGCUCGUCUUUAGGUGAGCAAGGAAGCAGUGUCAACAAGUCCUCCACGUUUAGACGUAGUCCACUUUCCCUGGCGUGCGCAGAAAUUCUACAAAUAGUAGAGGUUUGUCAUUGACUUCAAAUGUUAAUGGACUAUGACCAACAAAUAUACCCCCUUUUUUUAUUGGCGUUGUCAUACGUCUCUACCCCCUAACCCGUGGGGAUCUCUCUUCCCCCAACUCCCGCCGGGUAAGCGGGUGGUGACGUAUGACAUUUCAGACUAAUUCCAUUGGCGCUUUAUAAAGGGGAAAAGGGGAAAUUAAGCCAAGGCACGCGAGAAGCGAGUACGUGAAGGUUUCCUUCCCUGCUUCCUCGCGCGUUCCUUUUCCGUCCCGCCAGUCCCGCAGGUUGCGUAUCAUUAGGUAAACUGCUCACGAUAGCUUUUUCAGUUCUUGUCUCCUUUGUGGGACGUAAAAGAACCCCCACUACUGUUCAAAAACAGUAGGGGACGUAGACCCGGGUGGUGUGGCCAACCUUUCCUGGGGUGGGUGGGUUAUCUGUAAGGAGAGAUCUUAGUAUAGGGAUAACCUCAUGAUCCUCCUUCAGAAGUCGUAAUGGCUACCUGUAAACUGUGUAUUAUAUUGUAUUAUAUUAGUACACCUCACCAACGAUACUCAGCUAUAAAAAGGUGUUUAUUUCCACGAAAGUAGCUCCAGAAUUUCUUUGAAUGAAAACUAGCUCCUUCAUCUUUAAAACAUGUAUCACUCGCCUUACGAAGAGGCUCCUCGCCAGAUAUCCCCCAGUUUUUUGUUGUUUGUUUCUACAAGCUAACUACAGUCACCAAACGUUUAUUUUUUUAUUUGACUUUUACUGUAUAAUUUUUCUUAUCUCUUCAGGAGCUAGCAAUUCAGCUGGAAGCUCUUCCUGUUUGCCACUUGGUAAAGUGAUGAAUCAUUUAAUAAUAUCUAUGUAAUCAUAUAAAUGUACUGAACACUGACUAGACACGGUAAAUUAAUGAAGUUUUUUAUACUUCAGUACACUGGUUUCGCUUUCUAAUGAAGUAAUUUAUCAGUAAAGGAAUCAAAAUUAAUGUACCAAGGUGUGAAAACUUCCUUAAGUUAAUUUUUUCUGGAUCGAUGACAUAACUGACUUGGAUACUAACAGCCGGCUCACUUUUCAAACACCAAGUAGACUUUCGAAAAUGAAUAGCGCGGCAGAGUAUUUUUUUGACCAGUUAACUUGGGAAAUGUCAUGAUAUUGAUUUAUGGUUAUAUUUAUCGUUUUCCAGCAAACUGAAUGUCUCAUUCGGGCUUCCAUGACUCUCCUGAAGGUGCCGUUUAUUUUCCCUAAAUACUUUUUUUCUAGUCAGCAAGCCACGUUUACGAAGGUUUGUAGUCAAUAAUUUUCCAUGGAUCUAUUACGUUGAGUCCUAGAUUGCUUGUACAGCAGAAGCUCUUGUGAGCGGAAACUCUCGGGACGCGAAAAAGGUGCCCGUACCUGGAGCUGGCCGCUUACGGGAAUGUAAAAAUACAGAAAUUUUUUGUAGGAGAGUGGAGAAAAACGGAGUUUUUUUAAUGCGGCCGUGAGAAAAGCUGUCCUGUUAUGAGGGUGUCUGGUAGGAGAGCCUCCUCUGUAUACAGUCUUGAUGUUGUUGGCUUUAUAAAAGUCGUGGAAUUUUGUUUCCCAGUUUCCGUUUUUAUAACCGUUAUAUCGCUCGCUACGCGCUUCAUUUGGCUUGUCUGAACCAACCUUGCAUUAUUUGAUAUCGUUGUCUUUGGUUCACGACAUAACUUUUACACAGUUCAGAAAAGACAUUCUCUUCGCCUGAUACUAAAAGACCCAAAGAAAACCGCAAGGUACUAGUGGGAGUUUUUCUGUUGCACUUGCACAGAACCAGUAAUAAUGGGUGAAGUAGGGUGUUUUCUUUCAUGGAAAAUGCUGAAAAUUGCACUGAACCUACUGUAGUAAAAAAGGGCAGGCAUAGAAAAGAUGCUAAUUUUGUCUCGCGGUCCGUAUAAAAGAAUCUUUUUUAAAUUAGUUACAAUCAUUAAAGAGACAGGAGGCAACAUGUUUGAAAUGAACAUUAGGUAGAAAUUCCUUUCUUGUGACAACAAAACUGAAUCUGUUUAAUUUCUGUAACUCUUAUUUCCCAAUCAUCCUCACGUUUUUAACAACAAUCACUUUUGCUAAUAUUGGUCUCUCUUUGUAUCAUGCAGCUGGCGUUGUCACCUUCACCUCGGUCGCCUUCAGAACCAAUUUCGGUCACACUGGAUACACAAUUUGUUCUUAAGGUGGAAGGAGUCAUAGAGCGCAGUCAAGAGCUAGGUCAGAGUAUUGUUAGAAGUGUAAACACAAUCUUUUACUGACGACAAUAUUGUAGUAUGACCCGAUCGUUUUACAUUUGGUUUGAAAUUGGAAACCAGCUACGAUGUCACGAGCUAUUUUUUUACGAACCGGUUUUGCUCAUAUCAACCUUUCUGCAGUAGACAUUCUACAUCAUAGUUGCACCUUUGUCCUGAACUGGCUGACUGAGACUGUAAGUCUUAGCUCAACGCCAUAACCAAUCCCUUGUUCACAAUACAAGGACUCAAAGUUGGAUUAUGGAGUUAUCUUCACUAUUCAAUUUUAGUUUGUGUUGUUUUUCUUGUUUUUAGGACUUUACCGCGAUGUGCAGUCUGUUUGCUUGUCAGUAACAUGGCGCACUGAGGACAGAAAGCAACAACCUGUAGAUGGAAAGGUUUGUAUUUGUUUCUAGACUCACACUAGCUUUUGGCUUUUCAGACUCAGUGAGCAUAGACUGCAAAACAGUCCGUAUUUUUGCGUAUUCAAGUACCUACGCGCCGGCAAUCGAACAAAAGGUCUGGAACGAGGCUAAAAACAGAGAGCAAGACUGGGGAAAGAACCUACGGGCGUGUGAGGAUCGUGCGCUUUGCGCGCGUAAGACUCUUUCGCCACGCUUUACCGAUUUCUGUACUGCUUUUCUCUGGUGCUUGCAACACAAGCAGUCUAAAAGAUUUCUGAAAUUUCGGUGUAUUUUCUUUAUUUCAGACUUCCCGAGAUCACGUGACCAGCUUAGAACAAACAGUGGUUCCCUACCAUGAUUACUUUAGUGCCCAGUUCCUUCUCCAGUUUAGUACAGAGUCCAUUUAUCACGUGACUGUGUCUUCUAGUGUGAUUGACAGUUCCGGGAUAUUGUGGAACACAGGACCCCAGAAUACCCUGCAGGUUAAGACCACGGAUUCUGCCAGUAGAAAGCAGAGAACGUCUAGAUCAUAG